CCCCAUUCGAUAGCACGUUUCUAUCAUUGACAAUUCAGGCGCCUGAGGAAUAUAGCAGUUUCCCGAUAUCUUCCAUGUGCCGUCUGCUAGCUAAUUGAGGGCUCUUGUUUAUUACUUAAUAGGCAAGGCCUUCGCGCCGGUAUAAGAAACUAGUUUUUGGACAGCAUGUCUUUUAUAGCAGCUCGGGAGCAUGGCGCCAAGCCCGGAUCCGGUGGCCCUGCCUCGGCUCAGAAUGAGGCUGUCGACCGUCGUGAGCGCCUGCGGCGCUUGGCUCUGGAGACAAUUGACCUCAGCAAGGAUCCCUAUUUUAUGCGCAAUCAUUUGGGACAAUACGAGUGCCGCCUUUGCUUGACGCUACACACAAAUGAAGGCAAUUACCUAGCGCAUACACAAGGUAAACGCCACCAGCAGAACCUUGCUAAACGUGCGGCACGUGAGGCGGCAGAGAAGGCAGCAGCCCCGGCACCACAGAAGCGAGCUCCAGUCCGGAAAACAGUUAAAAUCGGGCGGCCGGGCUACCGGGUGACAAAGCAGUUCGAUACCAACUCGCAGCAGCGCUCCCUGCUCUUCCAGAUUGAAUACCCCGAGAUCGAGGAGGGCACCAAACCUCGCCACCGCUUCAUGUCCGCCUACGAGCAGCGCGUGGAGACGGCGGACAAGGCCUUCCAGUACCUUAUAUUCGCCGCGGAGCCGUACGAGAACAUUUCGUUUAAAAUCCCCAACCACGAGGUGGACCGCAGCGAGGGCAAGAUGUUCACGCACUGGGACCCUGACAACAAGGUCUUCUCGUUGCAGUUUUAUUUUGCCAGGCCGAGAGAUCAAGGCCAGCUACCUCUAGGGGUGAUGGCAUCUCCGCCGCUGGCCAUCCUGCCGCCACCGCUGCCGCCUCCCGGUGUCAUCCCGCCGCAGCCCAUGCUGCCGCCACAGGGGGCCCCGCCGCCGCCAAUGGGGGUCAGCAUGGGGAUACCUCCGCCCCACAGGCUGCCGCCUCCACCGCCCCCGCCCCCGGUCUCUAUCCCGCCACCUCCCGGAGGCCAGAUGCCACCACCGCCGCCGCCCUUUUAAGCCGGCCUUUUAUAUUCAUGGACUGAUACGGUACAUCGGAGGGAUUUGAGUGGGACUAGGGUGGGUCAUGUGAUUUGUGGGUCUGGGUCAUGUGGUAUGACAGUUCGGAAUCCUGAUGCUCCCCGGUGGUGAUUAGGACUGAGAAAUAUGCACGAAGAGGUUGACACAAAUAUGUAAAGUACUGAGCAGGGCAGGAUACCACUGGUUUCCCCGAGAGCACCACUCCUCCGUGCAUACCCACAUCAUCGCUACUCGGACCAUUCAAUAAUACAGCGAAC
Molecule: messenger RNA, 1343 nt
Organism: Astrephomene gubernaculifera
Lineage: Eukaryota; Viridiplantae; Chlorophyta; Chlorophyceae; Chlamydomonadales; Astrephomenaceae
Source: the annotation of a GenBank genome assembly